Molecule: messenger RNA, 1854 nt
Organism: Blepharisma stoltei
Lineage: Eukaryota; Ciliophora; Heterotrichea; Heterotrichida; Blepharismidae
Source: the annotation of a GenBank genome assembly
AUGAACGGAAUUCGUUUUCUCAUUGGAUCAGAAAAAGUCCAAACAAUUGAUCGUCCAGAUUCAUUUUCAGCGCUCCGCAACCUUGCCGAAAAGAAAGUCCCUAACUAUCAGAUAUUACAAAUUGCUUAUGAAGACCCUGAUGGUGACCAUAUCACAAUCCUAGGUGACGCAGACCUCAUUGAAGCCAAAAAGACCGGAAAAAAACUCAAUGGGUUCUUAUUGCUUUACCUCAAGGGCAAUAGGUUGACAGAAAGCUUCAUGACCCAAAGCACCAGGUCAGAAUCAUACCCUGAUGUUGAGGUAAUUGAAGAUGGGCCUCCAGCUCCGCAGUCAUUGCCGGCACCAUUUGAAAAGGAAGAUUUCAAUGUCCCUUGCUAUGCUUGUGGAGGAAAAUUUGAUAGAUGCGGAAUUUGCUUACUCUCCUUAACUAACUGCAAACUGCUAAUAAUUAGGUAUCAAAUGUAUGAAAAAAAUGGACAAAAGCCAAUUAUAUAAAUUGUUAUUAAAAUCCUAAAAGUCCAGCAGCCACAAUUAAAAUUUUUUCGAAAAUUACAGAAAAACACUAUAUUUUCCUCUUUAUUAAUUGUAUGAGUUAGGAAAUGGAGUUCUUGAUUCCAGACAAGAUCCGAAGCUUAAUACCAUUGUGGCAUUAAUCAGAAAUGAAAUGCAAAAUUACUUGCCAAAACUCCUGAAUGCAAUAGAAAGCAGUAAAUCUGAAGUUGUCCAUCAAAAUGUUACCUGUGAUUCAUGUGGGAUGUCACCCAUUAUAGGACACAGAUAUAAAUGUUCUGUUUGCCAAAACUUCGAUUUUUGUGGCAAGUGUGAAGCAAAUGCCCAGCACGAGCAUCCAUUUAUUAAAAUUCGUACCCCAGAGCAAGUCCCAAAAACCAUUAUCUGUGCGGUUGAUGAAACAGAAGCAAAGUCAAAGCCAAAAGCAAAAAAGCCAGCACCUGCGAAAUGCAAAAACAGACAAUGCGAAGCAGAGACAAGGCUUCUUUGUAGGUUCGUAAAAGAUGUAGUUGGACACGAAGGCGACAAAAUCACAGCAAACACUAAUUUUAUCAAGGUUUGGAGACUUAGAAAUGAAGGAAAAAAUCCAUGGCCAAAUGGCUGUAAGUUGGUGUGCAUCAAUGGUGACUUCACUGGACGAGACAUACCGCUACCCCCUCUUAUGCCAGGUGAAGAAGAAGACAUCACCGCCAACUGUACUGCUCCAGCAGAUAGUAAUAAAAUGGUAGGAAUAAGCUGUCUGAGAACUUUUCAUCUUUUGGAAAUUUAUUAUAGGGUUCAGUUUCUAAGUGAUCCUUUAUACAGCCAGAACACCCUGGCACAUAGGCUUGAAUAGUUUCUAAGAGGCAUGAGGCUUGGCUGUUUAAUGUUCAGAGGAGUUAGGCAGAAUACACCUAGGGGUCAAGUGUAGGGCGAGGCAACGCAUCCUGCGACGUUAGGUGGCAAGUUGUGCUGCAUUUAGGAUUCCUCUCUGUUCGACCAAUAAAAAUGGUCAGGUAAGAAUCCCCGUAGUAUCGCGAGUCUGGAAUUUAAACUUUUGUUUUUAAACUAAUCCUGUGAAUAUAGAUAAAUUAAAUACUAAAUAAUUAAAUAAGUACUUCUCCAUCUGAAGAAGGCAGAUAUACCUCCUACUGGAGAGCUGUUGAUCCUGAAGGUUCAAGAUUCGGGCAAAGAGUAUGGAUCACCAUCAACGUCGUAAAACCCAAAGAAGAAUUUGACAACAAAGUCCAAACCCUCAUGGACAUGUUCAACAACCCAGAAAUCGUCAGAAUGGCUCUUGAAAAGACUGGAGGUGACCUUGUGAAAGCUACUGAAGCUUUAUUGAGUGGAAGCGUCAUUAAAUAA